CUGAAUUUCCGGUGUUCUGCUAUGUUUCAAGGUAAACGAAAGCCAAGUAUCAGAACAAGCCGUAAGAUGGACAUGUACCGUUGCAUGGUGCAGUUGGCUCAUCGUCCCAGGAUUCCAUCUUACAGCCAUCAGACACUCCUGAAGUAAAAAACAAAGAACAAAGCAAAGCAGAGCAAAAAAAAAAAAAAAAAAAAAAAAAAAAAACAGUUCAGCAAUAGUAAAGUUAAUGAGAUUAUGCCUGUAAAAUUAAAAAUAUUGUUGGCCAGCUGGGACUUGCUUGUGACCAACAAUAAUAUAGUUACACCAUUUUUGGUGUUCACCAGGUUACACUGAUGACCAGAAUGAAGCUGUUUUGACUGCUUCAUGAACCAGGCAGUGUCUUUUGGAGUUCAGCGGGAAGUACAGUUAAGAUUCCUAUGUCCAGAUGACAUUGAGGAAGUAAAGCGGUUGUGUACAGAAUGGUUCCCCAUUGAAUAUCCAGAUUCUUGGUACCAGGACAUCACGUCCAAUGCCAAAUUCUACUCUCUUGCUGCUACAUAUUAUUCAAGGAUUAUUGGCCUCAUUGUUGCUGAGGUCAAAUCCAAAACAAAGCUUAACAGAGAGGAUGCUGAUAUUUUAGCUACACACUACCCUACAAGCUGUCAAGUGGCAUAUAUUCUUAGCUUAGGUGUGGUUGAUGAGUUCCGUCGGCAUGGUAUAGCUUCGCUUCUACUAGAUAGCCUGUUAUCCUAUCUUACAUCUCGGGACCGCUACAACUGCAAGGCUAUCUAUUUGCAUGUGUUAACCACCAACAGUGCUGCCAUCUGUUUCUAUGAAAGACGUAAUUUUCAACCACACAGCUAUCUACCUUAUUACUAUUCCAUAAAUAGCAAACCACAUGAUGGAUAUUCUUAUGUGCUUUACAUAAAUGGUGGACAACCGCCUUGGUCAAUUUAUGAUUACCUUAGUCAGUGUGGAGCAUUACUAGCCAAGAUCCACCCAUGUUUACUUUCUCAACAAAUCCUACAAGCUGUACAGAAGUGGCUGCGUCGUUUGCUCAGCAGUUCUUCAUAUGAUUCUCAGGAAAACCAUGCAAGAUUUAAUUGGCAAAUCUACUCUUCACUUUCAUUAUCAUAAUGUUACCAAUCAACCGAGAUCAACUAAAGGAAAAAACAAACAAAGAGACAAGAACAAAGACAAAAAAACAACUGUAAUUUAAAUGAAAAGAAUAUCAAUUUUGAACUUUUCUAUGGAAUAUUAUUAAUGCCUUUUGUUGGAAAAUUAUAAAGGCUCCAUAGUUUCAAUAGAAUUUGGAUACAAGAAGCUCCCAGAUAACUAAUUGAUUGACUCUGAUUAAUUAUAACUAAUACUAUUCUCACGACCACUUCAGCAACGAGAGCCACUAAUAUCAUUGUUAUUUUCAUCCUCAUCAUUAUCACUACCACCACCACCAUCAUAGUUAACACUUGAAAGCAAUAACACACAUUCCAGCCAGUUCUCAUCACAUAAAGAGCAGCAAGAGAAUAUAACCGCUAAAAACAGUUAAAGGUGAUCAGAUAUUCAAGAAUUCACAGAUUAUAACUAAGGAACAUGGACAAGCCAAUUUUCUUUUAUGUUCUUUCAGGACUCUGUAAAAACUGAUUUUCUUCCAUCUAAAUUUUUCUGAUUGUAUCUUAUUAACUGGAUCAGCUAUGGCAAAGCUACAGGCUUGGCACCACAACUGUGAUUUUGACAAUGUUAAUCAAUCUGGCAUCAGAACAACUUCUUGCUUUGACAUUAUAUCGUUUUGUGGAAGAAGGAAAAGAAGAAAAGGAAUUUUAUUAAAUUAUUAUGUAGGGUGUUAAAAAAAAAAAAAACGUUUCAAACUAAUUCUGUCUUCUGUAACUUCUAUCCAAUGGAUUCAUUUAUUUCAGCUCCCAUAUAAACAAUUUGUUGUUUUUCUCUCUCUUUCUUAUCCCUACCUCUUUUCUCAUUUUUCUUCUUUCUGCUCUCACAUCUUAAUUAUCUUUCUUUUGUUUCCUCUCAUUCUGUAUUCAGUAACUUCUAUCUUUAUAGUAGAUGUGAUAUGAACAAAUUCUAAAAUACUAUUUAUUUGUUUUGUUUAUCAAAAUUUCCAUUUCUCUUUCUUCAAAUUGCUUUACUUUCCCUGACCCUUGUCACUAUUUUCUCUCAAAUUUCUCCCGUUUCUUUUUUUUAUUAAUUUUAUUUUUCUGUACUUCAAUUUUUAUGAAAGUUGUUAAUGUGUUAAAAUGUUAGUUGUAUGUUAUAAAGAUAUAUAUAUAAACCUUUCGCUUUCAAGUGGAAAUGUUCCUUUUACUUUUAACAAUUGUUCAAAGAAAAACGAUUAAAAAUAAAAAAAAAUUACAAAUAUGAA
This is a messenger RNA of Octopus bimaculoides (California two-spot octopus), 2353 nucleotides long. RefSeq names its product N-alpha-acetyltransferase 60. Gene Ontology annotation, cellular component: Golgi membrane. Gene Ontology annotation, molecular function: protein-N-terminal amino-acid acetyltransferase activity; histone acetyltransferase activity. NCBI's taxonomy places the organism in Eukaryota, Metazoa, Mollusca, Cephalopoda, Octopoda, Octopodidae. The record is from RefSeq and is a predicted model, not a curated record. Gene Ontology annotation, biological process: N-terminal peptidyl-methionine acetylation.